Messenger RNA from Prunus armeniaca (apricot), 279 nucleotides. Lineage: Eukaryota; Viridiplantae; Streptophyta; Magnoliopsida; Rosales; Rosaceae. The record is from the annotation of a GenBank genome assembly.
AUGAUGAUGGGUUUAUCUGCACCUAUUGGCGCUGGCUUAGGGACCAAGAUCAUGCCUCAAUCAGGGUCCCCUACUCUUGCUGGACAACCCCAGAAUUCCUCUACUACGACCCAUUUUCAGAUCCAGUCAUAUGCUACUGCCACAGGUGAACCACCUCCUAAAACCAUCCCACCUUCCCAUCCCAAGGCCUCAACUGAUGAAAGUGGUUGCACGCACUGUGGCAAUCCCAAACAUACCUGCGACACCUGUUUUAAGCUUAAUGGUGAUCCUGACUGCUAA